Molecule: messenger RNA, 8210 nt
Organism: Oncorhynchus gorbuscha (pink salmon)
Lineage: Eukaryota; Metazoa; Chordata; Actinopteri; Salmoniformes; Salmonidae
Exons: 49
Coding region: 60-6545 (2161 amino acids)
Molecular function (GO): ubiquitin-protein transferase activity
Source: RefSeq, a predicted model, not a curated record
AGUGCCCUGUACAGUCUUCCAAGGUGGACCACACUUUAGUCAUUCAUCAGUCAGUCAUCAUGUUCUGCUGGGGAGACGGUUCGAGUGGACAGUUUGGUCUAAACUUUGAGAAUGUGUCUGUUCCGAUAGCAGGGAAUAUAUUAUCUGAUAAAGUCACAGAAAUUGUUUGUGGGGAACAACACACUUUAUUUCUCACCGUAGAUGGCAGGAUCCUAUCAUGUGGGCGCAACUCAAAGGGACAACUUGGCAGACAGAGGAACAGAGAUUCAAAACUACCAGCCCCAGUGGAGGGUCUGGGGGCAGUGGUCUCUGUGGCUUGUGGUCAGGACCACUCUGUAGCUGUGUGCACAUCAGGACAGGUCUACUCCUGGGGGGCAGGGGGUGAGGGACAGCUGGGCAUCGCACCUACUACUGUCUCCAAAGUCCCCAGGCCAAGACCAGUUCAAAUACCUUUGCCCUUGCCGAUAACAGUGAUACAGGUUGCUUGUGGAAAUUCCCAUUCUUUGGCCCUGACUAAAGGAGGACAGGUGUUCUCAUGGGGUCUGAACAGCCAUGGACAGCUGGGCCUGGGCAAGGGAGUCCCUCUGCAGCCCAUACCUGCCCUUGUGCGCUCCCUCAUAGGGGUCCCAGUGACCCAGGUAGCAGCCGGAGGAACCCACACUCUGGCCCUCACCCUCCCAGGCCUGGUCUACUGCUGUGGGGCGAACAGGGCUGGGCAGCUGGGACUCAACCGUGUGGAUGAGAAAGGCCGGUUCAACAUCUGUUCUGUGCCUGCUCUCAGAGUCUUGGGGGUUUCCUUCAUCAGCUGUGGAGAGGCACAUUCUGCUGUUCUCACCAAGGCUGGACAGGUGUUCACCUUUGGAGAGGGAAGCCGAGGCCAGCUUGGGCACAACGCAUCAGCUAACGAACUCCUACCCAAACUGGUAGAGGGUAUGGAUGGACUGGCCUCACAGAUAGCAUGUGGCAGCCAUCACACCCUGGUGCUGGGGUCCUCAGGUCAACUCUGGGCCUUUGGCAGUGGGGUCAAAGGUCAGCUAGGGACUGGCAUUACGGAGGGCUGCUUGCGACCCACCUCAGUGCUGCUGAAAAGGGCUUCUGGUGGGGCAGCAACAGUCAUACACAACGACAUGAAGAUAUCAGUGGGAUGGAAUUCAAACUUCAUUUACACCACUGAGAGUUCUGAAAGAGAACAGCCAAUCGGGAGGUUAGAUAAAGCCAAGCUGCAAAAAUGGCUGUCGAUGGAGCAAGGAAAUGCAGAGGCGCAAAGAGAAAUAUCCUUGAUGUUCUCAACAAGUUCAAGUCUUGUGGCCAGUUUCACCAAAGCCAGUGAGAUUCCACAAGCAGCCGGAGCUUUGACAGUGGACCUAGAGGCUGCUAGCCAGGUUUUCGACCAGCUACUGAACAUACCUUGGAUUAGGAAAUCAGUAAACAUUGUGCCACUGGUGGAAAAUCUUUGCAUUUCAGCAGCUGUCAUCAAGUCCCCAGAGAUCUUUCUGAUACUACCCACAAUCUCUCUUCUCCACGAGGACCACAACGUCAUCAACAUGGUCAUGACAUUAGCAGUAUUUAUCAACAACCAUCUGAAUGAAACGGCUAUGAAAACUUUAAAAGACUGGUGGUCGUCACUGGAGCCUUCCAUCAUGACUAAGCACAUUCUGAUGUGGAAGAAUGCCCUGUCAUUCCUGCUGAGGAAUGGUCUUCUGGUUACCCACAACCCUGGAGUCAAACUCUUGCUACAACUCCUCAAGCAGCUCCACAAAGCAAACAAAAGGGCUGGAAGAAUCCAGAAAGUUCCAGCCAGUACCUUUUAUGUUGAAGAGAUCAUUGGUAACGUCAUUCCUAUGGAGGACGUGAAGCUUUGGCGUUUUUGGUCAAAAAGGGAGGAUAUGGAAGGGAUGCCUGUCAUCUUUUGCCGUUUCCCAUUUGUGUUGAAUUUGAUAUGCAAGAUGGCUGUUUUCAACAUUCAUGCACAUUUUUCAAAGGAGGUUCACAAACUCGCCCACCGGCUGACGGUGAUGUGUCCUUCUGGAACGUUCCGAGACAACCCAGAAUCUCCCCCUGCUCCAGUCUUCCAGUUGACCUUAAGGCGCCCGUCACUCAUCGAAGACACCUUCAGACAACUGGGUGCUGCAGAUCAUGACUACUUCCAGAGAGAACUUGUGGUGCGGUUUGUGGAGGACAUGAUGCUGUCGCUCGUCAACAAAAGGGACUUCUUCCUCCAUGUGUUUGAAGAGCUGUUGGCACCAGAGUCUGAGAUGUUCAUGUACAACGACACCAAGACACUGGUCUGGUUCCCUGCCAAGCCCAGAGUGGAGGAGAAGAGCUACUUCCUGUUUGGUGUCUUGUGUGGCAUGGCCCUGUACAACCACAACAUUGUACACCUGCCCUUCCCUCUGGCCCUGUUCAAGAAGAUGGUGGGGGUCAAGCCCUCACUGGAGGACCUGAGAGAGUUUGACCCUGUUGUGGGAGGGAGUUUACGGUACCUCUUGGAGGACUACACUGAUGAUGAUGUUGAAGAAAACCUGGACAUGACCUUCACCGUGAUCUGGGAUGACCAGAAAGUGGAGCUUGAUCCCAAAGAAACAGGAAAACCAGUCACAAGUUUUAACAAGAAGAAGUUUGUUGAUGCCUACGUGAACCUUGCCUUCAACCAAUCAGCGGAGAAGGUGUUUGAAGAGUUCAGGAGAGGCUUCUUCAAGGUGUGUGACAGGGACGUGGUGGAGUUGUUCCAGCCUGAGGAGCUCAGGGGAGUCAUGGUGGGGAAAGAGGACUACGACUGGGACACGCUCAAACAGAACACUGUGUAUGAUGGAGAGUAUCAUGCCAGACAUCCCAACAUCAUCACAUUCUGGGAGGCUUUUGAGGAACUGACAGAUGACCAAAAGAAAGCUUUCCUCCUGUUCCUGACGGGCUGUGAUCGCGCUCCCAUCCUGGGCAUGGACAAGAUCCAGAUGAAGGUGGCAGUCCUGCAGAACUCUACUGAACUACAUUUCCCAGAAUCCCUUACCUGCCACUUCCUACUGCUGCUGCCCAUCUACCCCUCCAAGGAGAUGCUGCUGGCCAGGCUCAAAGAGGCAUGUGCCCACAACAGAGGCUUCUGGAAGGAGAAGAAAUAUGUUGACUUAUACGUUGACAUGAAGCUCAACAAGUCAGUGCAGAGCCAGUUUGCAGACUUUGAGAGAGGCUUCCACAAAGGCUUCCCUAUACAGGCAUGGAGGAUGUUUCUACCUGAGGAGCUGAUGACACUUCUACAAGGAGAUGACAACUACGAGUGGGACAAGUUGAGAGAGAAUGCCAAGUAUCAAGGAUAUAGGCCCACAGAUGACAUCAUCCAGAACUUCUGGAGGGUUUUCACAGAGUUCUCAGAGGAGGAAAAGAAGAAGUUCUUAACCAUGAUGCUGUGUUGGGGCAGUACUGUGGAGGGCCAGCUGGGUAUCGGCGGAGCGGGGGACCCAGUGUACGAACCCCGGAGCUGCCAGGUGUUCAAUGGGCGUGGCCUGAAGGAGGUGGCAUGCGGUGGGCGCCAUUCGCUAUUCCUGUUGCGUGAUGGGAGAGUGUAUACGUGCGGCUCCAACCGCUGUGGGCAGCUGGGCCACGACAAGCCGGGGGACUCGCCAGAACUGGUGGUGGCCCUGGACACCCAGAAGAUAGGGGUGGUAUCGUGCGGCCAGGCCCACUCCAUGGCGCUGAAUGAGCAGGGCCAGGUGUUUGCCUGGGGGGCCGGUGGAGGGGGCCAGCUGGGACUGGGGACCGCUGAGGAGACCGUCCCAAUCCCCAGGCUGAUCAAGAAGCUGUGCGAGCAUCGCAUCUCUCAAAUAAUGUGUGGCAACAAGCACUGCAUCGCACUCUCUAAAGACGGUCAGCUGUUCACGUGGGGCCAGAACUCGAGCGGUCAGCUGGGUUUGGGGAAGGGAGAGCCCAGCACCUUGUCUCCCCAGCCCCUCAAGUCUCUGUCAGGUAUCCCCCUGGCUCAGAUCACCGCUGGGGGAGACCACAGCUUCGCCCUGUCACUCUCUGGAGCCGUGUUCGGCUGGGGCAGGAACGGCGCCGGACAGCUGGGGUUAAAUGACAAACAGGACCGGUCUGUCCCUUGCCACAUCAAGUUCCUCAGAUCCCAAAAAGUGGUUUAUAUCAGCUGUGGAGACGAGCAUACAGCUGCCCUCACCAAGGAUGGGGGUUUGUUUACGUUUGGGGACGGUUCUCGUGGUCAACUGGGUCAUGACUCCACCAACAACGAGCCUUUACCCAGACAGGUGCAGGAGCUGAUGGGCAGCGAGGUUUCCCAGAUUGCCUGUGGCAGACACCACACCCUGGCGUUUGUGCCUUCCUCCGGUCUGGUGUAUGCUUUCGGGUGUAACACCAAUGGUCAGCUGGGCACCGGGACACGAGGUGACAUCAAAAGCCCACUUCCUGUCAAAAGCAGCCUCACAGGAAGGCUCACAGGAAGUCCUCGUCAUAUGUCAGGGCCUGAUCAUUAUGCCAUUACAAAAAUCAACUGUGGAGGGGACCAUAACUUCCUAUUGUACUCCGAUGAAAAGAGUUCCACCCCUCCUGAAGACUUCCGCGUCACUAACAUCAGUAGAAGCAUCUCUUUGAUAAAUGAUGCCAGUUUGAAUACGUGGAGGAUGAAACUCCUAGACAACACAGAUUCCACUAUCACCAAUGACGUCAUUCUCCUGCUGUCUUCCACCGCCUGUUGGAACGCCAGCUUCCUGGAUGAGAGUGAUGACAGCCAUUUUAAGACCAACCCUAAAGUCCCUGGCAUCGAUCUCAACUCAGUCCGCCUGCUGUUUGAGACACUCAGUAAACCGCCCUUCGCCAGACUAUUGGAGCAGGCCACUAAGAGUUUUGAGAGCCUGCUGAUCCCCCAGCUGCCCUGCUCUCCCCCUGACGUUGAGGCCAUGAGGAUCUACCUGAUCCUGUCGGAGUGUCCCGCCCUACACGACUCCAAGAACUACAUCACCCUCACCAUCCCCCUAGCCAUGGCCAUACUCCGCCUGGAUGCCAACCCCAGCAAAGUGCUUGAUAACUGGUGGUGCCUGGUGGACGGCGGUGUGUUCUCCAGGCUGGUGGACAUGUAUAAGAGCAUCGUGGUGUUCCUGUUAACCGGAGGAAAGGCCCUGCUCGUCCCUGUCUUCCUAGAAAACUACACCAGUGCCACGCUAAAGCUUCUAGAGAAACUUCAUAAGGUUAACCUGAAGGCCGGGCAUGUGGAGUACAACCGCUUCUAUAUCCCUGACAUCACCACCCUGGUGGACAUCCAGGAAGACUACCUCAAGUGGUUUCUGAGUAAAGCAGAGAUUAAAAUGAGAACACCAGCAGUACAGAGCUCAGUGACUUUAUGUGCCUACCCGUUCAUACUGAACGCCCAAGCCAAGACCACCAUGCUGCAAACUGACGCUGAGCUACAGAUGCAGAUGGCGGUGAGCGGGGCCAACAUGCAUAACGUUUUCAUGCUGCUGACGUUGGAACCCCUCCUGGCACGGAACCCCUUCCUGGUGCUCCACGUACGCAGGGACCACUUAGUGAGCGACGCGCUGAGAGAGCUCACCAUCUACUCUGACGUCGACCUCAAGAAGCCCCUCAAGGUGAUCUUUGAUGGGGAGGAGGCGGUGGAUGCAGGGGGGGUAACCAAGGAGUUCUUCCUACUGCUGUUGAAGGAGCUGAUGGACCCUGUGUACGGCAUGUUCACCCAGUACACCCAGUCCAACCUGCUCUGGUUCUCUGAUAAAUGUUUUGUGGAGUACAACUGGUUCAAUCUGAUAGGGAUCAUUUGUGGGCUGGCCAUCUAUAACAGCACCGUGGUGGACCUCCACUUCCCCCUGGUCCUUUACAAGAAGCUACUGGGCGUAGCACCCACUCUGGAGGACCUCAAGGAGCUGUCGCCCACAGAGGGCAGGAGUUUACAACAGCUCCUGGACCAUGAGGAAGAUGACAUUGAGGAGACAUUUUGUCUAAACUUUGCUAUCACCAGAGAGUACUAUGGUCUGACGGAGGUUAAGGAGCUUAUCCCUGGAGGAGACCGCAUCACUGUGGACAAGAACAACAGGGAGGAGUUUGUGGAGGCCUACCUGAAGUACAUGUUCAGGGACUCGGUGAGCGAGCUGUACCAAGCCUUCUCCUCUGGGUUCCUGAAGGUGUGUGGUGGGAAGAUCCUGUCGCUGUUCCAGCCCUCCGAGCUUAUGGCCAUGGUGGUGGGAAACAACAACUAUAACUGGGAAGAAAUGGAGAAGAAUGCGGUUUACAAAGGAGAGUAUUCAGCCACUCAUCCGACUGUGAGGAUGUUUUGGGAGGUAUUCCAUGAGUUCCCUCUGGAAAAGAAGAAGCGGUUCUUAUUAUUCCUGACGGGCAGCGACCGCAUCCCCAUCCAUGGCAUGGAGAGCCUCCGCAUCUCCAUCCAGUCCACGUCGGCCGAGGAGCACUAUCUGCCCGUGGCCCACACCUGCUACAACCUGCUGGACAUGCCCCGCUACCAGACCAAACAGACCCUACACCGCCGUCUCACCCAGGCCGUGGAGCAGUACGAGGGCUUCAGCCUGGUGUGAGAUCCAGUGGCUGGGUCAGUGGCUCCCCCUAGAGGCCCAGGGGGAAUUAGCAUGGCUGCUAAUGCUAAUGUACUUUAAUAACAACGCCCUGUGAACGGGGGUGGCUGGAUGGAGGGAAGGGGGCUGCUUUUCCAUAGCACUUUCCCUAUACAGUUUACCGUAAGAGAUGAUAUAUUUUGAGUUAUAAUUGUCUUCUAUGCAGAUUGAUGUACAUAACUCGAACAGUUUUAAUUAAACCAGCUUUUUUGUUGCUUUAAGAUAAUUUAUUGAAUUGAAUAGUUUUUGGGGAUUUGAAAAAUGAUACAUGUCAGAGGUGAACAUUGAAGCCCUUUACCUGGGAUCUGGUCUUUUACCGCUGUUCUUGGGUCAGUUUGAGGACAGAUGAUACCAGAUUAAUACAUGAGUGAACAGCAGGCAGACAGUUCCAUACUCAAGCCCAAUAAAUACAUGGCAUUCUAAUGCCAUACCCACAAUACCAGUCUAUUUCUACAUUAAAAAGACUAACUGAAUGACUGGAGUUACGUACAUGUCCUCAAUCUUACAUUUAUCAGUAUUUCUUUGAUUGCGAUGCCGUUGGAGUGAUUUUAUUACAGUAGUAUUGGUGGAGUCUUUUUUUAAUUUAAUGGAUGUUAAAAUGUCUGUGUGCAUGUUGUCGAGAGGAAACGCUAAAAAGACUCAUUGUUACAUUAUAAACAAAACACAUACAGCUAAUCCACAUUUCUUUGAUCCCUGUAACCCCAGAUUAGGAAUAAAUCAUCUCAAUGUCAGAAUGAGUGCACAUUUGUAGCCUGGCGGAUAAUAGGUUGCUUUACAGAUCUGUUCAUGGUUCCCACCAGUUCCUUCUGUGAUGACACAGCAUUCAGACCAAAGACAUUAGGAUUGGUUGAUUUGACCUGCAGAAUUAGUCUUGGGUCAUUGACUAGGUUUAAGGAACAGAUUAUAUUGGGUCAUGUUAUUAGCAAUAACGAACAGCUCAGUAAUGUAAUGCCGUUUGUAUGAGGGUCAGGGGACGCUGCACUCUGAACAUCUCUGCAUCGUUUCCCGGCCGUUACUUCAAUGACUUCUCUCAAGUGUAUCUGGAUCGUGUGUUGAUAUGCAAGUGAUAAAAAUAGCUGUCUGUGCAUUCAGCCAAUGGAGGUAUUGUCUACCAUUUCUCUUAAGCCAGGUCUUUCUCCACUGUAACUGGGGUUAAGACAAACGUCGUUAUCUAUAGGGACGGCUGGUCUCCUUGUUUGUCUUUUGUUUUAAUACAUCAAUAGCCACAUUUGCCCAAGGGGAAUCAUUACUAUUUUGAUUUAUAAUUCGUCACCCUCAGUGUAGACAAUGACAUAAGUCAUAGUGACCUUUUGUUUAUUCAAAGCUGAGCUAGGGCAAUACCGGAGGGAGGCUCAGUGUGUUCUAUUAUAGCCUGGUCCUUAAUCCAUUUGUGCUGUUGGCAAGACAACAAACCGAUCAGCAACCAGGCUAGGGGAAAAGCCUAUUCAUUCCUAUUAUUCUUAUUUCACCACGGUAAUGGCGACAAUUCCAAAUCAUGGGGUCAAUGUUUGCAAAUAAGGGCUUAUUAGUGGAUCUAUAACUGGAUUGUUAAGUUUAUCAUAUUUAAUUUUGUACCUUCUAAAUGGAUGACAUUUUUUCCCUGAACAAAUAAAACGUAAUUCCAGCUUG